This is a messenger RNA of Arachis stenosperma, 3456 nucleotides long. RefSeq names its product transportin MOS14. Gene Ontology annotation, molecular function: small GTPase binding. Gene Ontology annotation, cellular component: cytoplasm; nuclear membrane. NCBI's taxonomy places the organism in Eukaryota, Viridiplantae, Streptophyta, Magnoliopsida, Fabales, Fabaceae. The record is from RefSeq and is a predicted model, not a curated record. The coding region runs from base 212 to 3094 and encodes 960 amino acids. Gene Ontology annotation, biological process: protein import into nucleus. The transcript has 27 exons.
ACCGGGCGCCAAAAACCCCUUUCGUCGCUUUAUCAACAAAACACAGAGAACAAAACACACUUCAUUUCAAAAACCCGCAGUGUGCCCCUAAAGACGAAAGAAGAAGAAGAAGCGGAAAAUUGAUAAAUCCACAGCGAGAUUGAGCUUCGGUUUCGUCUUUCCCUAAUCGGUGCUACGAUUCGGUUCGAUACGAUUCGGAUUGAAUUGGAGCAUGGACCUUCAGAACACUGUGAAGGAAGCCCUAAAUGCACUGUACCAUCACCCCGAUGAUGCGGUUCGCAUGCAAGCCGAUCGCUACCUUCAGGAUUUCCAGCGAACUCUCGAUGCGUGGCAGGUGGCUGAUAAUUUGCUACAUGAUUCCAGUAGCAAUCUGGAAACCUUGAUAUUUUGUUCUCAGACCUUGAGAAGCAAGGUGCAACGAGACUUUGAGGAGCUACCUUCCACAGCUUUCCGGCCAUUGCGUGAUUCAUUAAAUAACUUGCUAAAAAAGUUCCACAAGGGUCAUCCAAAAGUCAGAACUCAGAUUAGCAUUGCUGUGGCUGCAUUGGCUGUGCAUGUGCCUGCUGAAGAUUGGGGAGAUGGUGGUAUAGUGAAAUGGCUUAGGGACGAGAUGGAUUCUCAUCCGGAAUAUAUACCAGGAUUCUUGGAGUUACUAACAGUUUUGCCAGAGGAAGUAUUAAACUAUAAGAUAGCAGCUCGACCUGAAAGGCGUCGUCAAUUUGAAAAAGAGCUUACUUCUCAAAUGGAGAUUGCUCUAAAUAUUUUGACAGCUUGUUUGGCUAUUUCUGAGCUUAAAGAGCAGGUUCUUGAAGCGUUUGCUUCGUGGCUUCGCCUAAAGCAUGGGAUUCCCGGAUCUGUUCUCAGUACCCAUCCAUUAGUUCUUACAGCAUUAUCAAGCUUGAAUUCUGAGUUUCUUUCUGAGGCAUCUGUAAAUGUGAUUUCUGAGUUAAUACACUACACAGCAGCAGGAGGUGUUGAUGGCGUUUCUGCAAAUAUGCCCUUAAUUCAAGUAAUUGUACCUAAAGUAAUGAAUCUUAAAACACAGCUUAGUGAUUCAACAAAGGAUGAGGAAGAUGUAAAGGCAAUUGCUAGGUUAUUUGCAGAUAUGGGUGAUUCAUAUGUGGAACUGAUUGCAACUGGGCCAAAUGAAUCAAUGUUGAUAGUGCAUGCAUUGUUGGAAGUUGCAUCACAUCCAGAAUAUGAUAUAGCUUCAAUGACUUUUAACUUUUGGCACAGUCUUCAGUUGAAUUUGACUAGAAGGGAGUCCUACAUUCAAUACGUUAAUGAAGCAUCAAUUGAAGCUGAGAGAAAUAGGAGGCUACUGGUUUUCCGUCCUGCAUAUGAGUCACUUGUAUCCCUGGUUAGCUUUCGAGUUCAGUAUCCUGAAGAUUAUCAAGACCUAUCAUAUGAGGACCUUAAGGAAUUUAAGCAGACAAAAUAUGCUGUUGCGGAUGUAUUAACGGAUGCGGCAUCAGUUCUUGGUGGUGAUGCUACUCUAAGAAUUCUAUAUAUGAAACUCCUUGAGGCUGUAUCUGGCCAUGGUAAUAAUGAACACAAGGAUUGGCGUCCAGCAGAGGCUGCCUUAUUUUGUAUUCGGGCUAUAUCAAAUUAUGUGUCAGUUGUUGAAGCAGAAGUAAUGCCUCAGAUCAUGGCUCUGCUUCCGAAACUUCCACUUCAACCCCAGUUACUACAGACUGUGUGCUUAACAAUUGGAGCUUAUUCAAAAUGGCUUGAUUCUGCAUCAUGUGGAGUGUCCAUACUGCCUUCAGUUUUGGAUAUCUUAAUGAAGGGAAUGGGUACAUCCGAGGAAUGUGCAGCUGCUGCUGCUUUGGCAUUCAGGCACAUCUGUGAUGACUGCCGGAAAAAGCUUUGUGGAUGCUUAGAGGGUCUGUUCCAUAUCUACAAUAGGACCGUGAAUGGGGAAGAUAGUUUCAAAGUCCCUGCUGAGGACUCGUUGCAUCUAGUUGAGGCCUUAAGUGUGGUUGUUACUGAACUUCCUCCAGAUGAUGCGAAGAGAGCUCUUGAGGCAUUAUGCAUACCAAUUAUAUCUCCUUUACAGGAAGCCAUCAAUCAAGGUCCAGAGAUCUUAAGCAAAAGACCUUCUCGGCAGUUAACAAUUCACAUUGAUAGAUUUGCUUACAUCUUCAGGUAUGUAAACCAUCCUGAAGUUGUGGCAGAUGCUAUUCAACGGCUCUGGCCUAUUUUCAAAGCUAUUUUUGAUCUUCGUGCAUGGGACAUGAGAACAAUGGAAUCUCUAUGCAGAGCAUGUAAAUAUGCAGUGAGAACAUCUGGAAGGUUCAUGGGUGUUACCAUUGGUGCCAUGCUGGAAGAGAUUCAGAGUCUAUAUAGGCAGCAUCAUCAACCAUGCUUUCUUUAUCUUUCCAGUGAAGUUAUAAAGAUUUUUGGUUCAGAUCCAUCUUGUGCUGACUACUUGAAGAAUUUGAUUGAGGCUCUCUUCCAGCACACCACCCGGCUUCUCACAAAUAUUCAGGAGUUCACAGCUCGGCCUGAUAUAGCAGAUGAUUGCUUUUUGUUGGCUUCAAGGUGUAUUCGCUACUGUCCUCAACUAUUUAUUCCAUCGUCUGUUCUUCCUUCAUUAGUUGACUGUUCUAUGAUUGGGAUCACGGUACAACACAGGGAGGCUUCCAAGUCAAUAUUGCAUUUCUUAGCCGACAUUUUUGAUCUUGCAAACUCUGCAUUGGGGGAGCAAUUUAUCCCAAUCCGAGAUGGUGUAAUUAUUCCUCGAGGCGCCAGCAUCACCAGAAUUUUGGUUGCCUCAUUAACAGGAGCACUUCCUAAAUCUCGAGUUGAUGUGGUAUCUUAUACAUUACUGGCAUUAAUGCGAGCAUAUGGGUCACGAGCACUGGAAUGGGCAAAAGAGUGUGUGUUGUUGAUUCCAUCAACAGCUAUCACUGACGUGGAGCGAUCAAGAUUCUUAUCCGCCCUUUCUGAUGCAGCAUCUGGAGGUGAUACUAAUGGGUUGAUUGUUCCUGUUGAAGAAUUCUCAGAUGUUUGCCGACGGAAUAGAGCAGUUCAGGAAAUAGUUCAAGAAGCUUUGAGACCCCUUGAGUUGAAUUUGGGGAUUGUAUCAUAGAUUAUUGGUAAAUGCCUGUGAUAGAGGGGGCCAUUUUGGUUAGGCCUUGUCUGUUGGUUAGGCUAGCUUGUUGUGUAUUAUCUGUUAUAUUCAUUUUUUUUUCUUUCUCUUUUAAUCAAUUAUCAUUCUCCAGUUUUUUAGGAGAAUUCCUGCCCCUGCAUAUUCUGUUGUGUUGGCUGGAAGAAAUUAUGUUAGGUGGUGUGUCUUAUAUGCUGGAGAUGUGGGAUUGGUGAGUGAUGUCAUUGUCCUGGGUUUCAUUUUUGGGGGCCGAGUUACUUGCCAUACAAUUGUAAGUUAAAUGUAAACAGGGAAAAAAAAGGUGGGGAAAUAUAGUGGACAAUGAAAGUUGUUGCAAUUUUAAA